Molecule: messenger RNA, 348 nt
Organism: Caenorhabditis bovis
Lineage: Eukaryota; Metazoa; Nematoda; Chromadorea; Rhabditida; Rhabditidae
Source: the annotation of a GenBank genome assembly
AUGUCCCUCCAGCCAAAUGAUCUGCCCAAUUUCACGCAUGAUAUGAUCAUCAGUCUCAGUCGCGCUGCGCUCAUUUCAGUCAAAAGCUCGACCUGCGCGAUGCACCCGGCCAUCAUCGCUCUCCUCGUCGUCGUCGUCGUUCCAACCGUCGUCGCCGUCGCUUCGCCGCCAAUUCAAUUGUCGGAGUUGUUCAGAAACCUCUCGCCAUUCAUAUUCAUCGCUCUUCUCACCGCAAUGAUGACCGCGAUAGGAUUCGCCGAGUGGCGUCGUCGCAAUCGUCAAAUCGCACCAAUGAAUGUGUGGACCACCGGCGUUCGCCAAACGAUUCCUGAGUUGCACUCGAUCUGA